Scleropages formosus (Asian bonytongue) is the source of this 6921-nucleotide messenger RNA. RefSeq names its product ATP-binding cassette, sub-family A (ABC1), member 4b (gene abca4b). Lineage: Eukaryota; Metazoa; Chordata; Actinopteri; Osteoglossiformes; Osteoglossidae. Gene Ontology annotation, cellular component: intracellular membrane-bounded organelle; membrane. The transcript is spliced from 49 exons. The coding region runs from base 1 to 6921 and encodes 2306 amino acids. Gene Ontology annotation, molecular function: ATP hydrolysis activity; ATP binding; ABC-type transporter activity. Gene Ontology annotation, biological process: transmembrane transport; lipid transport. The record is from RefSeq and is a predicted model, not a curated record.
AUGGACACGAUCGGCCAGAUCCGACUACUGCUGUGGAAGAACUGGACUCUGCGCAAAAGACAGAAGAUUCGUUUCCUCGCUGAGAUCCUGUGGCCGGUGGCAUUGUUUAUCGGUCUGGUGUGGCUGCGAAACGCUAACCCAUUAUACCAGCAACAUGAAUGCCAUUUCCCCAGCAAAGCAAUGCCCUCUACGGGGAUUCUGCCCUGGAUCCAGGGCAUUUUCUGCAAUGCCAACAACCCCUGCUUUCGGUACCCCACCCGCGGAGAGUUGCCUGGUGUUGUCUCCAACUAUAACGGCUCCAUUCUUGCCCGGUUCUACGCAGAUUCCCAAGAGCUGCUCUUCAAUGACACCGAAUUUCAACAGCUAGGGAGGCUGUGGAGAGAGCUGUCCACCAUGAGCAACUUCAUGGAGACCCUACGGAACAACCCGGGCCUUGUCUCAGGUCGGGGCCUGAAAGUCGAGGACAUUCUCAAGGAUGACGAGACCCUCACGUCCUUCCUGUUGAGGGACGUGGGCCUAUCAGACUCGGUAGUCCACCAGCUGGUGAAGGCCCAAGUGCGCCCUGAGCAGUUUGCCUAUGGCGUGCCGGACCUCACCCUGAAGGACAUCGCCUGCAGUCAGAGUCUGCUGGAACGCUUUAUCAUCUUCCAAAGCCGUCGAGCGCUGUACACUGUGCGCAAUGCCAUGUGUGCGCUCUCCCAGCAGAAACUACAGAAGAUUGAGGACAAGCUGUAUGCCAAUGUGGACUUCUUCAAGCUCUUUAACCUGCUGCCCCGGGUGCUCGACAACUACUCCUCAGGCAUUGACCUGCACUUCUGGGGCCGUGUGCUCAAUGCUGUGUCCGAGAAGCUACAAGAGUUAGCAACAAGGAGCAGCGCUAAGGACCUGUUGCGGGUGCUGAGGUCCUUCCUGCAAGAAGGGGGUCCCUUGUCCUUCAGCCAGCUGAUGAGCUCGGUAUCGGACCUCUUCUGUGGGUACCCAGAGGAUGGAGGCUCCCGGGUCUUCUCCUUCAAUUGGUAUGAGGACAACAACUACAAGGCCUUCCUGGGCAUUGACGGCAGUAGGAGCCACGAUCGCUACGUGUACGACAGAACUGCGACUCCCUUUUGCAACACACUGAUGGAGACCAUGGAGUCCAACCCAGUCACAAAAAUACUUUGGAACUCUGUGAAACCACUUCUGAUGGGGAAGAUCCUGUAUGUGCCGGACUCACCUGCCGUGCGGCUGAUCCUGAAGAGCGCGAACACCACCUUCGAAGAGCUGGAGCGCCUGAGGAACAUAGGCAAGGCCUGGGAGGAGGUGGGUCCUCAGCUGUGGGACUUCUUCCAGAGUGGCGUGCAGAUGAACAUGAUUCGUGACACCAUUAGAAACCCCACUGUGAAAAACCUGAUAGAUAAGAACCUUGAAGGCACAGAAUUUUCAUCCAGAGACAUUCUCAACUUCCUACACCAUGGACCAGAAGAGGACCGUGAGGAGGACAUGCCCAACUUCGACUGGAGAAAUGUCUUCAACCUGACUGACCAGCUCAUUCGCAUUCUUAACAAAUAUGGCGAGUGCAUUGACCUCAACAAGUUUGUGGGCCACACUGACGAGGACCAGAUGACUCACCAAGCACUCUACCUGCUGGAGGCAAACAAAUUCUGGGCUGGCCUGACCUUUCUAGACAUGUAUCCAUGGACUGCCAAGGUGCCAGCUCAUGUCAAAUUCAAGAUUCGCAUGGACAUUGAUGCCGUGGAGCGCACUAACAAGAUCAAGGACAGAUACUGGGAUCCUGGCCCUAGGGCAGACCCUGUGGAUGAUCUGCGCUACGUAUGGGGUGGUUUUGCCUACCUGCAAGACAUGAUAGAACAUGGUAUCCUCAAGCUGCACACGGGCAAGGACUGGCCACUGGGGGUCUACCUGCAGCAGAUGCCAUACCCAUGUUAUGUGGACGACCUCUUCAUGCUGACGUUGAACCGCUGCUUCCCCAUCUUCAUGGUGCUGGCCUGGGUCUACUCUGUUUCUAUGACUGUGAAGGGCAUUGUGCUGGAGAAGGAAAUGCGCCUCAAGGAGACUCUGAAGGCUAUGGGUGUGGCCAAUGGCGUCAUCUGGUACACCUGGUUCAUUGACAGCUUCCUCAUGAUGAGUGCAAGUACCAUUCUGCUCACUACCAUCAUCAUGCUUGGGAAAGUGCUGAACUACAGCAAUCCUAUAAUCCUCUUACUCUUCCUACUGACGUUCACUGUGGCUACCAUUAUGCAGUGCUUCCUCAUGAGUGUGUUCUUCAACAAGGCCAACUUGGCAGCAGCCUGCAGUGGCAUCAUCUACUUCACCCUUUAUCUACCCCACAUCCUCUGCUUUGCCUGGCAGGAGCGCCUCACUAAGAACGUGAAGAUCAUGGCUAGUCUGCUCUCCCCGGUGGCAUUUGGCUUUGGAACAGAGUACCUGUCUCGGUAUGAGGAGCAGGGCCUGGGCCUGCAGUGGGACAACAUCAGGACCAGCCCAUUAGAGGGAGAUGAGUUCUCCUUCUUCACAUCUAUCCAGAUGAUGGUGUUUGACAUCUUCCUGUACGCAGUGCUGGCUUGGUACCUCGAUAAUGUCUUCCCAGGCGAGUAUGGUAUUGGAAGACCAUUUUACUUUCCAUUUCAGCCCUCAUACUGGCAUGGGCCAAAACACUUGCAUGCAGAGAAAAGCGAUGUUGUCAUCAAGCCAGAUCCAGAGAAACAGGAGAAGCAGGAGGAUGUGGAGGCGGCAACAAAGUUAGAAGUCAAAGGCUCCAAUGAGUUGGAUAAGAAGCCCUGCAAACACCAGGACAAGCGGGAGAAGCUUGAGAAAGAGAAACAGGAGCAGCUUAGGAGGGCUGAAGAGCAGAAUCAGAACAAUGAGAACAACAUUGCAGUAAACUGCUACUUUGAGCCGGAUCCAGCGGGACUUACUGUGGGCGUGAUCAUACAAGACCUGGUCAAGGUAUUUGAUGGAAGCCCUCGACCAGCGGUCAACUGCCUGAACAUCACCUUUUACGAAGGACAGAUCACCUCAUUUCUGGGCCACAAUGGGGCAGGGAAAACCACAACGAUGUCAGUUCUCACAGGCUUGUACCCUCCUACCUCAGGGACGGCUUACAUUAACGGGAAGGACAUACGCUCAGACAUGGACUCCAUCCGCCUGUCCCUGGGAAUGUGCCCCCAGCACAACAUCCUGUUCCGCCACCUGACGGUGGAAGAGCACAUCCUGUUCUACUCAAUGCUGAAGGGUCGACAACUGGCUGCAGCUGUGCAAGAGGUUGAGGACAUGCUGGAGGACCUGGGGCUACCGCACAAGCGCACUGAUGAGGCACAGAACCUAUCAGGGGGCAUGCAGAGGAAGCUGUCUGUUGCCAUGGCGUUCGUGGGUGGCUCAAAGGUCGUCAUUCUGGAUGAGCCCACAUCUGGGGUAGAUCCUUAUUCGAGGAGAUCCAUCUGGGACCUCCUGCUGAAGUACCGUUCAGGCCGGACAGUCAUCCUGUCCACCCACCACAUGGAUGAGGCCGACCUUCUGAGUGACCGCGUGGCCAUUAUCUCUCAGGGCCAGCUGCACUGCUGUGGUUCUCCACUCUUCCUCAAAAGUUGCUUUGGUGCAGGAUUCUACCUCACAUUGGUGCGUCGCAUGCAGGACCAGCGGCAGCGGAAGAAGGAGAACCAGUGUGACUGUGCCUCCGAAUGUUCCUGUACCUGCUCCACCUGCACCAAAUACAAAGAUGAGGCGCAGACUCAGCCACAGAUCCUGGAGCGAGCUCUGGACGGCAAUGUGGAGAGCAUCACCAGCCUCAUUCACCACCAUGUUCCAGAAGCCAGACUCAUCGAGAUGAUUGGUCAGGAGAUGAUCUACCUGCUGCCAAACAAGGGCUUCAAGCAUCGUGCCUAUGCCAGCCUCUUCAGGGAGCUGGAGGAGACGCUGUCAGACAUGGGACUGAGCAGCUUUGGAAUUUCUGAAACCUCCCUGGAGGAGAUAUUCCUGAAGGUUACUGCUGAUGGAGAAGCAGCUAACAGCAAAGCUCCACCAGAGGCCAAUGGGGUGCCACAAGCCAAUGGACAGGAAAACACUGGAGAGCCGGUCAGUGGUGAUGGGAAGGGCUCACGGCAGGUGAAGGGAGCCAGUUUGGUUGUUAAGCAGUUCUUUGCCUUGCUUGUAAAGAGGUUCCACCAUUCCACUCGCAGCUACAAAGACUUCCUUGCUCAGAUUGUUUUACCAGCAAGCUUUGUCCUAUUGGCCCUGAUAUUCACGCUCAUUGUUCCUCCGUUUGGUGAAUACCCUAGUCUCACCCUCACACCAUGGAUGUAUGGCAAACAGUUCACUUUCAUCAGCAAUGAACUUCCAUCCAAUGAAGAGAUGAAACAUUUUACAGAGAAACUGGUGAACCAUCCUGGGUUUGGGACGCGGUGCAUGGACAAUCAACCGCCAGAGAUCCUGCCAUGCAGUAACACUACCACAGAAUGGGAGGUGCCCUUAGUUUCCCCAGUCAUCACCAACAUCCUGCAAAGCCCUGACUGGAACGAACUCAACCCCUCCCCCACCUGCCAAUGUAGCACGAAAAAGAAGCUCACCAUGCUGCCCUACUGUCCUGUGGGGGCUGGUGGUCUGCCCCCACCACAGCGGGUUCAGGCCACUGGUGAUGUGCUAUUGGACCUUACCAACAGAAACAUCUCAGACUACCUGGUCAAAACCUACCCUAGCCUCAUCAGGACCAGUUUGAAGAGCAAAUAUUGGGUGAAUGAACAGAGAUAUGGAGGCAUCUCUGUUGGAGGGCAGCUUCCUGUCCUUGAUGUGGAUCCCAAAAGCAUCCAGGAUGUCCUGGCACAGCUUGGUCGCAUGCUCAAUAUUACAGGGGGUAACUACACCAAACUUGCCAUCAAAGAAAUAGGGACAUUCUUGAGGUUCAUGGAGAGUGAAUAUAACGUCAAGGUGUGGUUCAGCAACAAGGGCUGGCACUCCAUAGUGUCCUUCUUGAAUGUAGCUAACAAUGCCAUACUAAGGGCCAACCUGCCAGCCAGCGCCAAUCCAGCAGAAUAUGGUAUCACCACAAUCAACCACCCCCUCAACCUGACCAAGGAACAGCUCUCUGAGGUCACUGUACUAACGACUUCGGUGGAUGCAGUGGUGGCCAUCUGUGUGAUCUUUGCCAUGUCCUUCAUCCCAGCUAGCUUUGUGCUCUACCUCAUACAGGAAAGAGUCACCAAUGCCAAGCACCUCCAGUUUGUUAGUGGCGUCAGUCCUCUGGUCUACUGGGUGACCAGUUUCUUCUGGGACAUGUUCAACUAUUCCCUCAGCACUGCCAUGGUUGUAGGGAUUUUUAUAGGUUUUGACAAAAAGUGCUACACGUCAGCGACAAACUUACCUGCCCUUGUUGCUUUGCUGUUACUCUAUGGGUGGUCAGUGACACCUCUGAUGUAUCCCAUGUCAUACAUCUUCAAUGUUCCCAGCACGGCCUAUGUAUCCUUGUCCUGCCUCAACCUGUUUAUUGGAAUCAACAGCAGCGCCAUCACCUUCAUUCUGGAACUCUUUGAAAGCAACCAGACACUUAUCAAGUUGAACGAGCUGCUGAAAAAAGCUCUGUUGGUAUUUCCCCAUUUCUGCCUGGGCCGGGGCUUGAUUGACAUGGCUAUGAAUCAGGCAGUAACCGAAGUGUAUGCCCGCUUCGGGGAAGAGUACAGUACAGAUCCAUUCAAAUGGGAUUUUGUGGGAAAGAACUUGGUCUGCAUGGCGGCUGAAGGUUUCCUGUAUUUCCUCUUGAAUAUAUUGAUUCAGUAUCGUUUCUUCCUUGACCACUGGAUGACGGAAUCUAAGGCCACCCUUCCAAAAGAUGAAGAUGAUGAUGUGGCCCUUGAAAGGGAGAGGAUCUAUAAGGGUGGUGCCAGGAGUGACAUAUUGUGGAUCAAAGACCUUUCCAAGACCUAUGUCGGAAGAAACAGACCAGCUGUGGACCGGAUCUGCUUGGGAGUACCCCCAGGAGAAUGCUUUGGCCUUCUGGGGGUGAAUGGUGCUGGAAAGACAACCACUUUCAAAAUGCUGACCGGAGACAUUGAUGUCAGCUCUGGAGAGGCGUAUAUUGCUAGAUACAGUAUUCUCACCAACAUUCUGGAUGUACAUCAGAACAUGGGCUACUGCCCACAGUUUGACGCCAUCGAUGACCUGAUGACGGGCCGGGAGCACCUCUGUCUAUAUGCUCGUCUUCGUGGAGUGCCCGAGUCUGAGGUUGGCAGGGUAGCAGAGUGGGGCAUCCAGAAACUUGGCCUCUCCCAGUAUGCCGAAUGCUGUGCAGGAACCUACAGCGGUGGCAACAAGCGCAAGCUCUCUACAGCCAUUGCUAUGAUCGGCUGCCCCUCUCUGGUUCUGCUGGAUGAACCCACCACAGGCAUGGACCCCCACUCCCGCCGCUUUCUGUGGAAUGCAAUCUUAAGUGUCAUCCAGGAUGGGAGGGCAGUGGUGCUGACAUCACACAGCAUGGAGGAAUGUGAAGCUCUCUGCACUCGCCUGGCCAUCAUGGUCAAUGGAACCUUCAGAUGUCUUGGCACCAUCCAGCACCUCAAAUAUAAGUUUGGUGAUGGCUACGUGGUCACAAUGAAGAUCAGGGCAGCUAAGCCAGGGGCAGUACCGGACUUGAACCCUGCCGAGGCUUUCAUGGAGAGCAGCUUUCCAGGUUGUGUGCAGCGUGAAAAGCACCAUAACACCCUGCAGUACCAGAUUGCCACCUCCUCUUUGGCCCGCGUCUUCCAGCUUGUCGUGUCCAACAAGGAGAAGCUCAACAUUGAAGACUACUCUGUGUCUCAGACUACACUCGACCAGGUGUUUGUGAACUUUGCCAAGCAGCAGUCAGGGGAGGACGAAGAUUUAGUUCUGCAUCCAAGAGCAGCCGGGGCACGACGAGAAAUGAAGAUCUCACCACUGAAGGGAAAAAAAGCCUGA